AUGCAACACACACAUACAGCAGCAGUUGACCGUUUUAAAUGUUUAUGGACAUCUAAUAAGCAUCAAGUCAGGAAACGCUGGCACGAUGGAUUUCUUAAUUUUCAUCGAUUUAAUUUUAGAGCAAUGCUUUAUGAUAAAGAAAAUACACUGGUUGAUGAUUUGUUUAUGCCUAAACAAUCUGUUGUUUCAGGCAACCAAAUAGAAUUUGAUCACCAUUUGGUUUCUGUUGAAGAUGCAUUAGGAACCACUUAUACAGAUAUUUCAUCACUAUAUACACGUAAUCAUAAUAUUGCUGGAACGAAAGAAAAUAUUAAAAUGCCACAAAAAUUGCCAUGUUCACGCAAAUCACUAAAACAACAGCAACUGAGACAAUCAUUACCAAAACGAUCAACAUUUUCUACUACAAAAUCUAGAAAAACCAAUACAUUUAUUAGUACAACUGAUAUAGAAAAUAACACAGAUAUUCCAGUAAAAAUAAAAGCAACAACUCGAAAGCACCAUUCAACGCAAACCAUUACUAAGAAAAAAGCAAAAGACCCAAUCGUUGAAACUAUCGAUAUAAAAAAAUCACCUUUAGAACAGAGCGUUAAGCAAAAAGACAUAAGUACAAAAGACAUAAACGAAAUAUUUAUAUCAGAUGAUGAAGCGUAUGAUUUAUUUUCUCAGUAA
Messenger RNA from Pneumocystis jirovecii RU7, 669 nucleotides. RefSeq lists its product as uncharacterized. The transcript is spliced from 4 exons. Gene Ontology annotation, biological process: double-strand break repair. The record is from RefSeq and is a predicted model, not a curated record. Lineage: Eukaryota; Fungi; Ascomycota; Pneumocystomycetes; Pneumocystales; Pneumocystaceae. Bases 1 to 669 code for a protein of 222 amino acids. Gene Ontology annotation, cellular component: site of double-strand break; nucleus.